This is a messenger RNA of Exophiala viscosa, 1222 nucleotides long. RefSeq names its product ribonuclease T2. Gene Ontology annotation, molecular function: ribonuclease T2 activity; RNA binding. NCBI's taxonomy places the organism in Eukaryota, Fungi, Ascomycota, Eurotiomycetes, Chaetothyriales, Herpotrichiellaceae. Gene Ontology annotation, biological process: RNA catabolic process. The transcript has 3 exons. Bases 130 to 1113 code for a protein of 327 amino acids. The record is from RefSeq and is a predicted model, not a curated record. Gene Ontology annotation, cellular component: extracellular region.
ACAGCGACCCAUCACAGUAGGUGCAGAAGCCCUCAGGUAAGGUAUAAGGAAAGUAGUGUCCGCAUUUCCUUUCGUUCCUGAACCAUCAAUGCUUGUCUGCCUUUCAAUCUCACCACAUUCGCAACGACGAUGGCCUCGAUCAAAUAUGCAGCACUGGCUGCCGCUCUCCUAAGCUCGGCGCAAGCUUCGCUCUACGGCGAGAGCAAUGUCAACCACACCUGUGUCCUAGAACCUCAAAUCUUGUCGUGUUCAUCAGGAGCUAAUGCAGCGACCGCCGACACCUGCUGCACCGAGACCUUCGGCGGACUGGUUCUCUCCACGCAAUACUGGCAAACCUACACUGGCCUCGAGUCGCAAGGCCAGCUCCUCCCGCCCAACACUUGGACGCUGCACGGACUGUGGCCUGAUUUUUGUAACGGCUCGUACACGCAAUACUGCGACCUUUCACGCCAAUUCGAUCCAGCCCCUUCACCCAACACCACCAAUGGCCUUGCCAACGGCACCGUUGUCCCCCCGUACAAGGGCCCCGGCGUGGACACCUUCAUCACGAAUUUCAGCCGCUACGAUCUGCUCAACUACAUGAACACGUACUGGACCAACCAGGGUGCUUCCAAUGAGGCUUUCUGGGCCCACGAGUUCUCCAAGCACGCUACCUGCUACUCGACCUUCGACGUCCCCUGCUACGGCCCCAACUACGUCCAGCACCAAGAGGUCAUCGAGUUCUACGAGACCGCAAUCAAAUACUACCGCCGCCUCCCGACAUGGGAGUGGUUAAACGAAGUCAACAUCACCCCAUCCAACACCACCCAGUACACCCUCUCCGACAUCCAGGGCCAAUUGGCCAAGAAGUAUGGCGCGACCCCCUAUAUUGGCUGCAGCGGCCCCAAGUACAACGCCACCGCUGCCGGCAAAAAUAGCACCGACAAUGGUGGCACCGUCGUCAGCGAGGUUUGGUACUAUCAACAUGUUGCUGGCCGUCCUCAAGAAGGAAACUCCAUCCCAGUCAACGCCACUACCCCCAACACUACUUGUGCGAAAGCGGCGAAGGCCUUGUGGUACUACGAGAUGACUCCUAGCUCUGUGCGUAACACUACUAUUCCCGCGCGGAAGUAGACACAGCUUGCAGAAAUAUACUUAAGCCAUAUAUUGACAGACGUAAAUAAAGAUAAUGUAAUGGUAUUGUACUUGUAAUUAUGACCUUUUGCCAUUCACGCGCAAUUCC